AUGACCGAAGCCAAAGAUCUAAGGGCAGAUAUCCCAACCUUGACGAGGUUCAUCCUCCAAGAACAGCAGAAAUUUGGACAAUCCGCUUCGGGAGACCUAACCCAACUCCUCAACGCCGUCCAACUCACCUGCAAAUUCAUCGCUUUCAACAUCCGCCGCGCCCAACUCAUCAACCUCGUCGGUCUUGCCGGGGCCUCCAACGCCACCGGUGAUGAUCAGAAGAAACUGGAUGUAUUGGGUAACGACAUCUUCGUAAACCAAAUGAAGAACUGCGGAAAAGUCGCAGUGAUCGUCUCCGAAGAGGAGGAACACCCAAUCAUUGUUGAAGGGCCCAUGAAGGGAAAGUACUGUAUCGCCUGUGAUCCCAUCGACGGAUCAUCCAACUUGGACGCCGGAGUUUCGGUCGGAACCAUCUUCGGUAUCUACAAAAUCCGUGACGGCUCCGAAGGUACCGUCGAAGACAUCUUGAACCGCAAUGGCCUCGACAUGGUAUGCGCCGGAUACUGCAUGUACGCCGCCUCCACCAACCUCGUCCUCACAACCGGCCACGGCGUAAACGGAUUCACCCUCGACAACGCCCUCGGUGAGUUCAUCUUGACCCACCCCAACAUGACCAUCCCCGACUCAAAGGCAAUCUACUCCGUUAACGAGGGAAAUGCAAAGUACUGGGACGAACCCUGUACGGAAUACUUCAACUCCAUCAAGUUCCCGUCUGAGGGUAAGCCCUACUCUGCCCGUUACAUCGGGUCCAUGGUCGCCGAUGUUCACCGCACGAUUUGUUAUGGUGGGUUGUUUGCUUACCCCAACGAUACCCGCGGACCCGGAAAACUGAGGAUCUUGUACGAGUGUUUCCCGAUGGCGAUGGUUAUGGAGCAGGCGGGUGGUGAGGCCUGGAGUGGGGAGAAGAGGAUGUUGGAGGUUGUGCCGACGAAUAUUCACGAGAGGUGUGGAAUCUGGCUCGGGUCGAAGAAGCAGAUGCAGGAGGUCAAGGCUGUUUAUGCGAAGUAUGGCGGCGGUAACAAGGCUAACUAG
Messenger RNA from Saitoella complicata NRRL Y-17804, 1032 nucleotides. Its product is annotated as fructose-1,6-bisphosphatase. Gene Ontology annotation, molecular function: fructose 1,6-bisphosphate 1-phosphatase activity. The record is from RefSeq and is a predicted model, not a curated record. Gene Ontology annotation, biological process: fructose 1,6-bisphosphate metabolic process; gluconeogenesis; fructose metabolic process. NCBI's taxonomy places the organism in Eukaryota, Fungi, Ascomycota, Saitoellomycetes, Saitoellales, Saitoellaceae. Bases 1 to 1032 code for a protein of 343 amino acids. The transcript is spliced from 2 exons. Gene Ontology annotation, cellular component: cytoplasm; cytosol.